AUGCAGGAGGAGCCUGUCCCCUUGGCUUUCUAUGUGCGAGACUCGGAAAUCAUCGCUUCCCUGGAGAAGACGCUGGCUGAACAGGCGCUGGAGACGGAGAAGGUGGUGGAGGUUGUCUACCAGCCCCAGGCGGUGUUCAAGGUGCGGGCCGUCACCCGCUGCACCAGCUCCCUGGAGGGCCACAGCGAGGCCGUCAUCUCAGUCGCCUUCAGCCCCACUGGGAAGUACCUGGCCAGCGGCUCCGGUGACACGACCGUGCGCUUCUGGGAUCUCAGCACAGAGACCCCACACUUCACGGCCAAGGGGCACCGCCACUGGGUCCUCUGCAUCGCCUGGUCGCCCGACGGCAAGAAACUCGCCUCUGGAUGCAAGAACAGCCAGAUACUUCUCUGGGACCCAGCCACGGGGAGUCAGAUCGGCCGGGUGCUGGCAGGACACUCCAAGUGGAUCACUUCCUUGUGCUGGGAGCCGCUCCAUUUGAAUCCAGAAUGCCGAUACCUGGCCAGCUCUUCCAAAGAUGGGAGCGUUCGCAUCUGGGACACAGUCGUGGGUCGCUGUGACAAGAUCCUGACUGGCCACACGCAGUCUGUGACUUGCAUCAAGUGGGGGGGAGACGGCCUGCUGUUCUCCUCCUCUCAGGAUCGGACCAUCAAAGUCUGGAGGGCCAAAGAUGGAGUUCUCUGCCGCACCCUCCAGGGUCACGGGCACUGGGUGAACACCAUGGCUCUCAGCACGGAUUAUGUUCUCCGCACCGGGGCUUUUGAGCCAGCCGAGGCCUCCAUCAACCCCCAGGACGUGAGCGGAUGCUUGGCAGAGAUAAAACAGAAAGCUCUACAGAGGUACAAUCAAGUCAGGGGGCAAGGGCCGGAAAGACUGGUCUCUGGAUCAGACGACUUCACACUGUUCCUCUGGGCCCCUGCAGAGGACAAAAAGGCUCUGCAGAGGAUGACGGGGCAUCAGGCGCUGAUCAACCAAGUUCUCUUCUCACCGGACAGCCGCGUCAUUGCCAGCGCAUCCUUCGACAAGUCCGUCAAGUUGUGGGACGGGAGGACCGGAAAGUUCUUGAUCUCCCUGCGAGGACACGUCUCCGCAGUAUACCAGAUCGCCUGGUCAGCUGACAGCCGUUCUCUCACAAGCAGCUCUCGAGACAGCUCUCUCAAAGUCUACCAAGUUAAGCUGUUAAAAAACUCCAACUGCAACCACUAAUCCAUCUUAAUGUUCUGUCCACAGGUGUACGCAGUGGACUGGAGUCCCGAUGGCCAGCGGGUGGCAAGUGGAGGCAAAGAUAAAUGCCUGAGGAUAUGGAGGAGAUAGUUGGGCCAAAAGAGUGCUGAGACUCGACCGAUUUGUUCUUUUGCCCGCCGUGCACCCCUUGGGCCUCCCUUCCUCUGUUUUAAUGAAGAAGGGCUGUUUCAAUUAAAAGAACCUAAGACUCUUCCCUGCAUCGAAACCAAGGAGGAAUCGCCCACCCUCGUCAGCACACAGAAACCGGUCUUGGAGGGAGGGGGCUUUUCCUGUGGCCUUUCACUAGCCUUGCCCCCCCACAUCCAGUUGCCCCCCCCCCCCCGUCUGUGUCACCUGUCCAACUGCGGUACGACAAUUGAGAGCAACAAGAGGUCCCAUGUUCAAAAUCUUGCCUGACUUGUUAGUUCACAUUUUAGGCAAGGCCCAGUUCAAUCCACCUGGGCCCCUGAGCCGCACUGUGGAGAUAAUGUGGGCUCCCCUUGCCGGGUGCUUGUAAAAGCUGCAGAGAGAAGGGACGUGGAAGGGCUUUGGGUACUCAAAAGAGUCCUGCAAGAAGCUGGUUUGCUCCGGCGGGAAUGGUCUGAGGCAAAGAAACAGCACUCUGCAUCUGCUCCGAGGCACUGAACCUUGGCAGUGGGGAGGGAUUCCAGGGCAGAUAAAGCCCUUGGGGGCCUGUCCCCUUUAUGACCUGGAUUAAGCCUCUUCCUCUUCCUGUUCGGGGCCUGCAUACAGAGGGCCAAGUGGAGAGGAGGCUGCCUCUCUCUCCCCGACCAGGCGCAUGUCCUCAUCUGACCCUCCUAAUCAAAAGUGAAAGAGAACGCCUCCCCCCCCCCCUUUCCUUUUUAAACAAAAAGCAGCAUGGUUAGCCGGCUCAAGAGAGUUAUUGAAGCUGGCGUUUAUUGAAAGCACCUGCUAAGAUUUACCAGUUUUGCCAAAGACGUUCAGGAUAACCUUUGGCUCGGACCAGAAGUCAUGUGGUGCUGCAUCUUGGUAGCAACCACAGCCAGCAUCUGCAGAGCAAGGCAUGAAUGCAAGCCCCCACACCCCAGACCUUCUGCCCAGUGUCUGGCGUUCUGAGGUAGAGUGCCUCUGUGUAUGGAGGGUCCAUUUAGCUACAUGAAUGUUUAUCUGAUCCCUUCCGGCAGCUGCAUAGGAUGGUGGAGGGGCUAUUGACGGAGAAAUACCUGGCUCCAGAUCUCCAUUAACUGGCUGGCACUGCUCCCAGGAAGAUGAAGAAGAAGGAGCCUGUCUGGCUAAAAAGCAGGCCCAUGCCAGAAGUACCAGGUCAUCUGGUGCUCCUUGGCCUCCUUUCUUUGGGUUCAGAGGCA
This is a messenger RNA of Gekko japonicus, 2573 nucleotides long. RefSeq names its product notchless homolog 1 (Drosophila) (gene NLE1). Gene Ontology annotation, molecular function: protein binding. Gene Ontology annotation, cellular component: nucleolus. NCBI's taxonomy places the organism in Eukaryota, Metazoa, Chordata, Lepidosauria, Squamata, Gekkonidae. The record is from RefSeq and is a predicted model, not a curated record. Gene Ontology annotation, biological process: Notch signaling pathway; ribosomal large subunit assembly. The transcript is spliced from 13 exons.